Molecule: messenger RNA, 2011 nt
Organism: Hordeum vulgare subsp. vulgare (domesticated barley)
Lineage: Eukaryota; Viridiplantae; Streptophyta; Magnoliopsida; Poales; Poaceae
Exons: 2
Coding region: 108-311 (67 amino acids)
Cellular component (GO): Golgi apparatus
Source: RefSeq, a predicted model, not a curated record
CGGAGGCGUGAGCCUGGGCCGAGUCGUUGUAUCCAGCAGCAGUUGGAAGUUGGAACCCCCCCACCCUCGUCUCCAGAUCCAAAUCCAGAUCACCCACCCACCCGUCCAUGGAGCUGGAGGCGCCGUCGCCGGCGAGGUACCUGCUGGGCGCGGCGAUCAUGAUGGCCGGCGUCGUGCUCCCGCUCGCCUACAUGAUCUUCCGCAGCAAGCGCUCCUCCUCCUCCUCCGCGUCCGCCGCAUCCGCCGCCGCCUCCGCCGCCCCCUCCUCCUCCUCCUCCUUCUCCAAGCAGACGAACAAGGGGCUCUUCUGACGGCCCGCGCGCUCGCAUUCCGUUUGGCGAUGCUGUUGUAGCUGGUAGCGCUAGCUCCAUCCUACAAGAAAACAAAUCCCAUCUGUAUCCGCGGUCUGUCUCUGGUGUAGUAGUGGUAGCAUUUGAGCUGUGAAUCUCUGUCUCUAGUAUGUCUGUCUCUGAGAAGUUGAGCAAUUUUUUUUGGUGAUGAAAUCAAAUGAAAUGAAAGGGAAACAAACUGGUGUGUGCUGCUGCGUUGUGCAAUCCAAUGACUUCUUCUUGUUUCUGUCAAUACCAGUACAACUUUGAUUGAUACCAUGCAUUGUCAGCAUGAUCCUCAGUAUGCCACCCUGAGCAGUCAGCUUUGCUUGUUGCCACAGCUGAUCCUGAUCAUAGUAGCAUUGUUGUCGUUGCAUGGUGGAUAAAUCGCGUAUUUGUUUUAGCUUAUGUAUAUGCAUCUAUGGUUAGACAGGAUCAAGAAGAGAAUUCACCGAUGGGCUAGUUUGUGACCUACCUGCCCUCGAUUGCAGUUUUGGCCCUCUCAUCUCUUGGGUACACAUAUUGUCUUCUUCAGCACAGCGGUGCGCUGGGUAGGUGAUGCUUAUUGCCAUUUUGCUGUAUAUGAUAUACUGCCACUCUUAUGCUUAAGGUCGCAAUUCCUUAGCAUCAGCCUGUGGCUAUUUCAGUGCUUAUAUGUAUCAGAUGAAUGUUUAUCAGAUGAGUUCACCCCCUUACAGUGUAGGUGGUGAUUAAGCUAUAUCAAUAGAACAUGAGGCCCUUCAGUUUUGUGUUUAGUUGACAUGUUUAUGAUGUGUUUGGAUGUUUGUAUUGGGAGCCUUGGCAUUGCAUUUGGUUGAAUAUCAAUAUCACACUAUAUUGGUAUUGAGAUUGAAUGCCAAUAUUUUUGUUUGCAUGUUUAGGUAUUCGGAACAGAGGCUUGAUAUUGAGGUUGCAUGCCAAAUGUUGUUUGGAUGAUGAAUGGUGAGGAAUUGAGUUGUAGAUCGAGCAAAGAGGAGACCGGACGCUGGAGACCGUGGUGGGCGUGGGACAGGAGGGUGGCACCAGCCGCCGGAGAGCUCCGAUGGGGCCGGAGGGUGGCGCCAGCCGCCGGAGAGCUCUGACGGGGGCAGGAGGGUGGCGCCAGCCUCUGGAGAGCUCCAUCGGGAUGAGAAGAGGCGGGAGAGUGGUGCCGGCCAGCGGAUCUUUGGGUGCAGGCGUGUCGGCCACCGGAUCUCGGGGUGGAGGCGGAUGGGGCGGGAUGGGCGCCGCCGCCGUUCCUCAGGGCACACACGAGGGAGAUGGAAGGGACGACGCUGGAUGUCUCAAACUCUCAAUGUGAAGCGAUGUUGAGGACAGACCCUCCGAAUUGGGCCGGGAGCUUUUUGCCUCCGGGACGGUUCGCUCGAUAUCGAGCCCGAAUGUCGCGGCUGAAUGCCAAGAUCAGCCAAAUGGUGGUAUUCGGGGUAUUCGGCCCAAGAUCAGCCAAAUGGUGGUAUUCGGGGUAUUCGGCCCAAACGAAUGUCAAUACCCAAUACUAGGUCCGAAUGCAAACAUACAAACACAAUGUAAAGUUUUAUGUGCAGGAGAGGUAAAUAUACCUUAGUCAUAUACUACUAGGUUGCAAUUGAUCAGCGUAGGCAAGCAUGUUAGGGGUAAUGCGCAUCAAUUCAGCUCACUCUUUUAUUAUGAACAAGCUUUACUAAUGUUUGAGUUUGCAUGCG